AUGUCUUACCAGAACCCUUCCCUACCCGUGUUUGACCCCAACCCUUCCCUUCCCGUGUUUGACCCCAACCCUCCCCUUCUUGUGGUUGACCCCUACCCUUACCUUUCUGUGUCUGGCCCCAAACCUUCACUCCCUGUGUCUGACCCCAAACCUCCCCUUCCUGUGUCUUACCCCAAACCGUCACUCCCUCUGUCUUACCCCAAACCUUCACUCCCUGUGUCUUACUCCAACCCUUCCCUUCCCGUGUUUGACCCCAACCUUUCCCUUCCCGUGUUUGACCCCAACACUUCCCUUCCCGUGUUUGACCCCAACCCUUCCCUUCCCGUGUUUGACCCCAACCCUCCCCUUCCUGUGUUUGACCCCAACCCUUACCUUUCUGUGUCUGGCCCCAAACCUUCACUCCCUGUGUCUGACCCCAACCCUUCCCUUCCCGUCUUUGACCCCCAACCCUUACCUUUCUGUGUCUUGCCCCAAACCUUCCCUUCCUGUGUCUGGCCAGGACCCUUCCCUUCAUGUCUCUGA
Molecule: messenger RNA, 522 nt
Organism: Ylistrum balloti
Lineage: Eukaryota; Metazoa; Mollusca; Bivalvia; Pectinida; Pectinidae
Exons: 1
Coding region: 1-522 (173 amino acids)
Source: RefSeq, a predicted model, not a curated record